This is a messenger RNA of Phytophthora sojae, 1278 nucleotides long. RefSeq lists its product as hypothetical. The transcript has 4 exons. The coding region runs from base 1 to 1278 and encodes 425 amino acids. The record is from RefSeq and is a predicted model, not a curated record. Lineage: Eukaryota; Oomycota; Peronosporomycetes; Peronosporales; Peronosporaceae.
AUGCAGGACGUAGGCUCGUCGCGCGGUGCUCGUGGGAGACAGAAGACAGCACGGACGAAGCAGGGCCCACCGCCUCCGCCGAAGACCGGUCGCAAGACAGCUCAAGAAGAUGUUGGACUCGAAGUGGAGAUCGUAAUAACGGCGCGCCCAGCAACACAGUCUACGGCGAAGUCAACGAAGAAAAAGAAGCCUACCCCGGACCCGUCACUCUAUAUGUUUGCAGCACGAGAAGGAUAUCUACAAUCGGCUAGUUCACCGACUACUGCUGCACGACAAGGCAAUGGGCAAUCAGCUAGUCCACCAACUACUACGGUUGAAACGUCUCGUAAACGCAGCUCAAGUUCGUUACCGACUACCCCACAACAGAAACGCCGUGCUAUUGAGAUGCCAGAAGAAGAGAGAACGCCGGCUCGGAGUUCUCUGACGAAGACGAGGAGGCUGCAGAACGUUACGACCAAUUUGCAGCAAGCUGAGGCAAGCGCUGCAGUGUCGGCUGAACUACAACAACGUCUCGCUAUCUCAAACCCUGACGUCGGCACAUGCUUCGAGAACAUCGUCGGUUCAUAUGAUUACAUUCGUUCCGAUGAUGAGAUCGAUGGAAAUGAGUCGGCGGACGAUGAAGACGAAUCUUGUUUAACUAACGAGAUGAAUCGCGAGCCGAUGGAAGAGAACGAACACGAUUGGUAUCUUGAUGAAUACGGCAUCGACAUUAAUGACGACGACGAGCUGCUCAAGUUGGCUAAGAAUCGCGAUGAAAUCAAGGAAUGGGAAACGGAUGGAUGGGAAGAAGUUGACCCGUCGGUGGAGAGCCAAACCGAAUUCGGUAACAUCUACAGCGGAAAAUUCGGUCCGACGCAGGAGCUGGUGGAUAUUGCGAAUUCACCCCUCAAACUGUUUUGGUAUUUUCUGCCACAGAGCCUCUGGCAAAACAUUGCUGACGAGUCGAACAAGUAUGCGAAGCAAGCGGUCAUUACCCGCGCUCGACGCAUUCGAGAUCUCCACAAAAAGCUCAGGCGGAAAGGUGUCAUGCGAAAUUCACCAGUGGAAUCGCUUCGCGAAAUCCGACAGCGCUUGAGGAAAAUGCCUCCCAUUCAGCCUUGCGAACUCCACGUGUUUUUAGGGCUCCUCAUUGCUCGAGCACUGGCACCGAUUAGGCAUCGUUUAUCUGCGCAUUGGAGUACAAGUAGCAUCGGGGCGAUUCCUAGCGGAACAUUUGGCAAGUGGAUGGUUCGAAACCGGUAUGAUCUGUCUUGGAAUAUUACUAUAAUGUACGACUAA